Messenger RNA from Sus scrofa (pig), 4776 nucleotides. It is a transcript of the gene ZNF322, whose product is annotated as zinc finger protein 322. The record is from RefSeq and is a predicted model, not a curated record. NCBI's taxonomy places the organism in Eukaryota, Metazoa, Chordata, Mammalia, Artiodactyla, Suidae. Gene Ontology annotation, molecular function: DNA-binding transcription factor activity, RNA polymerase II-specific; RNA polymerase II cis-regulatory region sequence-specific DNA binding. Gene Ontology annotation, biological process: regulation of transcription by RNA polymerase II.
AUGAUCAUGUGAUUCGCGGGGGCGGGGCUGCGCCUGCAGCUUCCCGGCCAGGCUGAAAGGACAAGGGUAGCUCGCCUUGUCGGCCCUGAAAGCGCCCACUGGAUGGCCUGGCCCCAACUGCUCUCGCCGAGCCGCGCAAAGGGAGCUGCUUCUGGCUCUCGUUGGCCUCACAGGUUUGCUUUCCUUCUUUUCCCGAAGGUGGGCCCUUAGAUUCACUGCCCGCAGUUUGCGGCCGCCGGGAAGCCCAAAUCCGAGUGUCCGGAGAGUAACCGGAAGUGCCGUUCCAGGCGGAGGGGCGGUGCCGCUGCUGCUGGGGAGAGGGAAGACUUGAGUGUUGGGCUUAGUUAUGGUCUAGAGACCUUUUGGAGCCAAAAGGAAACAGUCUUAAGUCUCUGUUGUUACGGGUUGGUAAUAACAAGGAAAGAAUUAGUGUAUAGGAUGCUGGAAACUUGUAGAGAGGAACUGCUCGUGACUGAAAGGCCUAAAACAGAUGUAUCUUUCAAGUGCUUAUCAAGAAAAUGACUAUGGAGAACAUGAUGGGUCAAGAAGACCGGUGGAAAACUCCCUAGGAGAGAGCCAUAGAAAAUGUACACUUCCGAAGAAAGAUAUAACCAGAGAACUCAAAAACGGAAAAUAUAUCAUGUAUGCCCUCAGAAGGGUAAAAAGAUUUUUAUUCAUGUGCAUGAGAUUACUCAAAUAGAUGAGCAGAUCUACCAGUGCCUUGAACGUGAGCAGAACUUCUGUGAAAACUUAGCUCUUAUUAUGUGUGAGAGAACCCAUACUGGGGAGAAACCUUAUAGAUGUGAUAUGUGUGAGAAAACCUUCAUCCAAAGCUCCGAUCUUAUUUCACACCAGAGGAUCCACAAUUAUGAGAAACCUUAUAAAUGCAGCAAAUGUGAGAAGAGCUUCUGGCACCACUUAGCCCUUUCAGGACACCAGAGAACACAUGCAGGUAAAAAAUUCUAUACGUGUGAUAUCUGUGGCAAGAAUUUUGGUCAGAGCUCCGACCUGCUUGUCCACCAGCGAAGCCAUACAGGCGAGAAACCAUAUCUGUGUAGUGAGUGUGAUAAAUGUUUCAGCCGAAGUACAAACCUCAUAAGGCACCGAAGAACUCACACAGGUGAGAAACCAUUCAAAUGUCUGGAGUGUGAAAAGGCUUUCAGUGGGAAAUCAGAUCUUAUCAGCCACCAGAGAACUCAUACUGGUGAAAGGCCCUACAAAUGUAACAAGUGUGAGAAAAGUUACCGACACCGUUCAGCCUUCAUCGUUCAUAAAAGAGUUCAUACCGGGGAGAAGCCCUAUAAGUGUGGUGCCUGUGAGAAAUGCUUUGGCCAGAAAUCAGACCUUAUUGUACACCAGAGAGUCCACACAGGUGAAAAGCCGUAUAAAUGCUUGGAGUGUAUGAGAAGUUUUACUCGGAGUGCCAACCUCAUCCGGCACCAGGCAACUCACACUCACACUUUUAAAUGCCUUGAGUAUGAGAAAAGCUUCAACUGUAGUUCAGACCUUAUUGUGCAUCAAAGAAUUCACAUGGAAGAGAAACCACAUCAGUGGUCUGCAUGUGAGAGUGGCUUCCUUCUGGGCAUGGACUUUGUUGCCCAACAGAAAAUGAGAACUCAGACAGAGGAGUUACAUUACAAAUACAGUGUCUGUGAUAAAAGCUUCCACCAGAGCUCAGCCCUUCUCCAACAUCAGACAAUCCACAUUGGUGAAAAACCGUAUAUCUGUAAUGUGGGUGAGAAAGGUCUUGAGCUCAGCACUCCCCAUGCAUCGGAAACCUCACAAAUGUCUUGACUGGACAAGAAGGUGUAAUACCAUAAAAAAAUACAUUUACAAUGUAAGAAAACUCCUUAAGAUGAAGACCUCUAAGCAAAUCUCAGACUUUGCUCAGAGCUCAGAUUUCACUGGGGACCAGAGAAUCUACGAUUGUAGGAAGUCAAAAAAUGGUUUGCCCAGAGAGCUAUCCUUGCAGAACCUUACCAGUCACUCCAACGAGAAACCUUACAAAGGACCUGAGUUUGGGAAAACCUUUAGUUCAAGCUGAAUCUGAUUUCCCAUAAGAGGAUUCAUACAGGUGGGAAACCUUAGAAAUUUGCUGAGUGUGAGAAAGCCUUCUAGCAAUGCUUGCCUCUCCUCAUUUGAUGAGAAUUUACAUCAGAGGACACCAUUUUACAUGUCCCGUGUCAACAGUGCCUCAGGCAGUAUGUACAUCUCAUUGGAUGUCAGAAAACCCAAUUUGGGAGAAACCCCAACAGGUGUGAAGAAAGCUUCUAACAGAACUAUGACUUUCUUAGCCAUCAGAGAAGCCAUACUGGUGAAAGUUUGUAUUUAUUUGUCUAGAAUGUGGCAAAAGCAUUGGUUGAAGAGCCUUCUUGGGUUUGCAAGAAAAAAACCCAAUCUGAGAAAAGACCUUAUGAAUUGUCUGAAUGAGAAAAGCUUCCGUCAAUGAUCAGCUCUUGUGGUACACCAGGGAACUCAGAUAAGUGAAAAAUCCUAUACAUACCUGGAGUCUGAAAAAAGCCUUGCUAGAAACCCUUACCUUAUUGGGCCCCAAAGAACUUACUCUGCAGAGAAUUUUCUUCUAGUAAGAGAUCUGACUGUGGUCUGUGUAUGUUUAAUAGGCCUGAGAAGAAUUAUUCUCAUAGUUAGUUGACCCAUAUAGUAGAGAUGACUUUUAAUGGAGUCAGUAUGUAAACAGUUUGUUUUUAGAUGCCCAGAAGCUUGUUCUGGGAGGAGCUAGGGCAGGUCACAGAGACCUGAUGGGUAACUCAGGUAAAGAUGCUUUUCUUUUAUCUGAACCACUUCAUGAUUGCUUUACUUUCAGUUUUUAAAAUUUGGAAAUCCAAUAAAGGAAAGGACUGGAACCUUGAGAUAGAAGGUGUGGCAUGUGUUACUGUUGGGGAAGGAAGUAUAUUGCUUUUGCCUCUGUUGAUUUUUUCAUUCUUGACUAGACUGGGGACUAGAGUGUUGAUAGUAGCUGGGAACUUUUGCUGGUUGUGAAAAGAACUGAACAGCCAGGGAGUAGUUAUCCUAGAUCAAAACUCUCCCCAAAGUUUCCUCUUUGGAGGGCCAACCUCAUAAAGAGGCAGAAUACUCAGCUUUUUUACUUGGUGUGAAAUGAGGCACACCCUCAAAAGUUUCCUUUCCCCAAAAUAUCUUUCAGAUUAUUACUGGUAUUUGAAAUUUCAGCUUUACGGAUUCAUUUCUUCUCAACUCAGAUAUGCAAAUUCCAGGAUAAUCCUUAUGAAUUGCUGGUAUCCAUAUUUUUGUGACUUCAUUUUUCAUGUUUAAGUGAUAAGAUAGCCUCAUCAGCUCCUUGAAGAUGAUUAAGGGAAAACUGAAAGAAAGGUUUAAGCCUGAGUAGCCACAUGGAAAACAUAUAUUAGUGGAGAGGCUAGGCUUUGAUUUUGAGUAUCCUGACUCAAAGGCUGUUUGUUUGUUUGUUUGUUUGUUUUCAUUCCAUUAUCUUGCUGUUUAUAGCACAUUCAAGCCCCAUAACAAUAUACCUUUGAUUUAUUUCGGUUCUGCCAAGGAAAGCAAGAAUACUUUUUAUUCCCAAGGAAAGGAUUGCAGUCACCACAAUAUAAGGUAUAUGUUUGUCUUGUAAUGUUGGAUUCUAAAUGCUAGAAAGGAAAAAUAUUUGGCCGAUUCACCAGAGGUUCAAAGAUAAACACUUAGCUCCAACCUGACAGAAUAAUUACGAUUACCUCUAACAUUCUCCAGAAAUACUAUAAUUAAUCCAGGGAUCUUUAAGUGGGCACUUCUGAGGUCUUUUUCCUUCCCUCAGAUUAAAAGACGUUUAAUAUAAAUACUUAAGAUUCCUACAGUAUUUUGGACUGUAGACUGGUGAAUAAAUAUUUUGGGUCCUCUGGUUUAUCUUAGCAAAUCCUGAACUCCAGAGAGCAUUGGUGUUCAGACUCAUGGAGGUGGCCAAUUGCUACAAUGCCACCUUGCAUAGAGUUCUUAGCUUUGAUCCUAAUGACUGGUUGAUGACCUUGAAAAUAUUAGGGUCAGUGGAUAUAGCUCAUAGUGAUAAUAAGGAAUCUGAUUCUUGGGUGUUUUUUUUUUUCUUUUUUCUUUUUUCUUUUUUCUUUUAGAAAACAGAUGCUGGAAGUUCAUUUGAUCUGAUGUGUUUUAGUAAAUUUCAUAACUAGCUCCUAACCAUGAUAAGUUACUCAGUGUUUUAAAAUGCACAAGAUGUAUUUGUUUCUCUUGGGUGAAAAUCAUGCCUAUCACUAGUAUAUGUUUGACAUUUGUGAUUCUUAAAAUAGUAUUGGAUUUAUGGCAUGGUGGUGAUGAAAAUUAGUCCUUAUGGCUACUUGUUAGUCACUAGAGAGAACUUGGAGAAGGGAACAGAGUUUAUGUCUUUGGCAGGGCAAUGACUUACCCCUUCUUUCAACUAAUCUUAAUGGUAAUUGUCCCUAGUCUAAGUAAAUGAAGGGCGGACCAUCCCUCAAACAGAGAACUUUGGGGUAUGAAACAGGUCUGAGGGCCUUUAACCAUGGGGGGAAAAGGUGUUGGUAUUACUCAUACAGCAUAACCUGAGGUUGGAAAGGACCACUUGGGAGCCUGUAACCAAAACUAGAAGGUAACUUCUGGAAUGGAUGGAGGUUCUCUUGAAACAAUGCCAACGUAAAUCUACCUCAGGUAAGUAGUUAGAGUAACUUUUUUAAGAUUUCAGACCAAAUGAGACACCUGUAUUCAGUCAGUGUAUUCCUGUGCUUUAAUGUUUUUGUUUUCCCUUAACUCUUAAAUAAACGUUGUUCUGAAAAACUC